Rhododendron vialii is the source of this 2237-nucleotide messenger RNA. RefSeq lists its product as uncharacterized. Gene Ontology annotation, cellular component: membrane. The transcript is spliced from 3 exons. Gene Ontology annotation, molecular function: beta-1,4-mannosylglycoprotein 4-beta-N-acetylglucosaminyltransferase activity. Gene Ontology annotation, biological process: protein N-linked glycosylation; N-acetylglucosamine metabolic process. Lineage: Eukaryota; Viridiplantae; Streptophyta; Magnoliopsida; Ericales; Ericaceae. The record is from RefSeq and is a predicted model, not a curated record. The coding region runs from base 629 to 1714 and encodes 361 amino acids.
AGGGAGAGAAAGAGAGAGUGGGGUAGAAGACAAGAGAAAACGGCUCUCCUCUGUAGUGUUAACAAGUGCCACCCAUUACCCAGAGAAGCACCAACACAAAAACCUUCUCUCAAAAAUCCACACAACCUUUUCUUUUUUCCUUCAUUAAAUCUUAUUCAAUUCAUUCUUUCAUAUCUUUAUUUUUCUUGAGCUUGAUUUUGAGAAACCAUCAUUGGCCUUCGCCUCCAUCUCUGUUCUUUGCGAAACAGUGAUUUGGGUUUUUCUUUUUUAGCAGUUAUACAUAUUUGUAGAGAGAGAGAAAUAGGAGAGAGAAAGAGCACAAACCCACCAAGGGAUCCCCGUUUUUUUCGAUCGAUUUCUGGUAGGGGUUUUUUUGUUAGGGGGUUUCAGGUUUGAUCCGGGUAUUCAACGGUUGAGAUUGUGCCAUACAGAUUUUUUUUAGUGUGAGAGAAAGAGAGAGAGGGAGAUGGGGAUUAUAUCAAGAUUUUUUGAGAGAGUAAAAGUGAUGGCGGAAGGAGGAUCUCGAUACUGUUCUAAGAAAACAGACGACAUCUGCGGUGAUAGCUGCGAUGAGAUGGUGGCGUUACAGUUACACGCUUGCUUCUUGCUGAAAUGAGAGCCAGGCAGAAUGUUGAGCAUGUCUAGAGUGCGAUGUAUUUUGCGAGGACUUGAUUUUAAAAUUUUAAUCUUUCUCUUGGUUAUGGUCCCAACAUGUAUCUGUGUUAUAUACUUUCAUGGGCAGAAGAUCACAUACUUCCUGCGGCCAUUGUGGAACAGGCCACCCAAGUCCUUCAUUGAAACCCCUCACUAUUACCAUGAAAAUGUGUCGAUGGAGAACCUUUGUAAACUUCAUGGGUGGGGAAUUCGUGAGUACCCAAGGCGAGUUUUUGAUGCAGUGUUGUUUAGUAAUGAGGUGGAGAUCCUUACCAUAAGAUGGAAAGAAUUGUACCCUUACAUAACAGGGUUUGUUCUCCUUGAGUCAAACUCAACCUUCACUGGAUUGCCAAAGCCUCUGACUUUUGAGAACAACCGAGAUCAGUUCGAAUUUGUUGAGCCGCGAUUGACAUAUGGGAAUAUUCCAGGGAGAUUCAGGAGAGGCGACAACCCUUUUAUUGAGGAAGCGUAUCAGCGACUAGCACUAGACCAUCUCCUCAAACUAGCCGGUAUUACAGAUGAUGACUUGUUGAUAAUGUCUGAUGUGGAUGAGAUACCAAGUAGACACACUAUCAAUCUCUUGAGGUGGUGUGACGAAAUACCUACAAUCCUCCAUCUUCGUUUGAAGAACUAUCUUUAUUCUUUUGAGUUCCUUGUUGAUAAUAACAGCUGGAGAGCUUCAGUUCACAGAUAUCGGUCUGGUAAAACGACAUAUGCACAUUAUCGUCAAUCUGAUGUCAUAUUGUCUGACGCAGGGUGGCAUUGUAGCUUUUGUUUUCGCCGUAUCAAUGAGUUCAUCUUCAAAAUGAAAGCGUACAGCCAUUUCGACAGAGUGAGGUUCUCUCAUUAUUUGAACCCUAAGAGAGUUCAAAAUGUGAUUUGUGAAGGGUCCGACUUAUUUGAUAUGCUGCCCGAGGAGUACACUUUCAAGGAAAUUAUUGCGAAAAUGGGACCCAUUCCGCAUUCCUACUCAGCUGUUCAUCUUCCAUCAUAUCUAUUGGAAAAUGCUGACAAGUAUAAAUAUCUCUUACCUGGGCAUUGCGUAAGAGAGGGUGGCUGAAUUAGUUUUGAUGAAUUCUGAUCUGUGUCUUGAAUCUCUGUAAAGGUUGAAGUUGCGGCUGGAAGUGACUCCUCAUGAUGAUUGUUGUUAAAACAGUUGAUGACUGUAGUGUGUCACUGUUACAGCUCUUCGGCAAUGUUUUUUGUCAUUUUUUCCAGAACGUUAGGAUGAAUAUGAUGAGUUCUUGGGUUUCUGUGGUGAAAUUUUUGUGGUACUUGUCCUUAAGAGUUGGUUUUCGUUCAAGGCAGAACAAUAUCUAGUUGCUGAAGGGGUAGCUUUGCUUCUUGUUGAAACAGAUUAAGUUGCUGUGGAGGUACCUCUGCAUUAUUUGCUUUCCUAUAGCAUGACCUAGAAGAUACAGGGAUGUUCCUCGGAUUACCUGAAGUUAGGAAAUUUUGUCUUGGUACUAAUUUGUUCUUGAAUUUUGGCAAAUUGCAGUGUUAUUAACCUAUUGACUUGUUAUCCUGUUGACCAUAAUCUAGUCAGUUUGAAAGUUUGAGGAGGUGAUUGCUUACAAUACUUA